Fusarium sp. VM40 is the source of this 354-nucleotide messenger RNA. The record is from the annotation of a GenBank genome assembly. Lineage: Eukaryota; Fungi; Ascomycota; Sordariomycetes; Hypocreales; Nectriaceae.
AUGAAGGCCAACCGACAAGAUACUACACUACGCCUACAGAUUCUAGUAUUCACUUCUCUCAAAAUGCCCGGAAAAUACGAACAUUUCAUCCUCAAGAGAUUCAGCUGGGUAAAAGACUACGAAGUCAAACUCAAGCAGUUUCUCCAAAAGACCCAGGGAAAAUACAGACCUACAAUGCACAAAGAUGAUACGAUUCUCCAACUGACCGUUCCUUAUGAUGAGACGAAGAAGAUUAACCAUUUCGACGAGCUUUAUAUUGCUAUGGAGGAGGCAGGACUUUUUGAUGACUGGCGAUUAAAGGGAAAUAAGGUUGACGAUGAUAUUGUUUAUGAAAGCGACUUUGAGCCUUACUAA